This is a messenger RNA of Trypanosoma grayi, 889 nucleotides long. RefSeq lists its product as hypothetical. The record is from RefSeq and is a predicted model, not a curated record. The annotation marks the transcript as partial. Lineage: Eukaryota; Euglenozoa; Kinetoplastea; Trypanosomatida; Trypanosomatidae. The transcript has a single exon.
CCCAGCCGCUCCACGGUCGUUGCGUGCGAGGUUCGAGCAGCUGCGUACGAGCCCGCGAAUACGGAGCCCACGAGUGGGCCGCUCCAUCAUCUCGUCGCGCGCCCACUCUGCCGGUGUCGCGGCGCACCACGUGUCGCAUCCGUCCUUCGAGGGGUCGGCCAUCCAUAGCACUGCUAGCGUCCUGCAGGAGCGUGCCGAUCUGCUGGAGCGCGUCCACGAUCUGGAGGACAGGCUGAAGGAGGCGUACCACCGCAACCCACAGAUGGCGGAGUUCCAGCUGAUGCGCGAUGAGAUGACGGCGGCGCGACAGGAAAUUGCCACGCUGCGGGCGGAGCGCAACCAACUACUUGAGCAGACCAAACGGUAUUCUAUGUACAAACUCACCCCAGAAAUGGAGCCUGCCGAGGGCGACGAUGAGUACGUUGCUGGUGGCGCCAUCCGUCACAGCUUGGCCGCCCGGACUAUACGCGAGCUGGAGGAGCAGCUACACAUCGCCCACGCUCAGAUACAGCAGCUGGAGGUGCAGAUCACCAUGCGCUCCCUCCACAGCGUUGACUCCCCUGCCGCAUUCGACAGCAGCGCUGAUGAACAGUGGGCGGAGGCAUGCAAUGAGAGUGCUGCAACACCCACUGUGGGUGCUGCUGCUGCUGUUACUGAGAAGAUGGCGUUGCAGAGGCGUCUGGAUGAGGCACUGCAGCAAUUGGAGGUGCAGCGUAGCGCCGCGGCGGCGGCGGAGGAGCGGCUCAAUCAAGAAAUACAUGCCCACAAGGCCUCGCUCGAGGAGACGCAGCAGCUACAAGAGGAGCUCACAAGCGUCUGGAGACGGUUGGAGAGCACUGAGUACCAACUCAAGUUGGUGCUCGAGGAGCGCGACGGCAUGGACGAUGUC